AUGGGAAAAAUUAUAAUUGAAUACCUUGAAGGCUAGAAAAUAUAUGCAUGUAAGAAAUGUAAUGUUCAUGUUACAAACUAAGAUUAUUUAAUAUCUAAAGUAAAUCAAUUAAUUAAAUAUAAGUAAUUCACAGGAUAAUCAGGAACAGCAUUUCUAUUUGAUAAAGGGUAAUAAUAAUAAUAAUAAUAAAAAAGUGUAAAUUAUUUAACAGGAAUACCAGAAGAUAAAAGGUUAAGAACUGGUUUACAUACCACUUAAGACAUAAUGUGCAUUAAAUGUUAAACAUAUCUUGGAUGGAAAUAUGUAAUGCCAUGAAUUACAAUAUUAAAGCUUCGUGCUUAUGAGUAAUCUGAGAAAUAC
Molecule: messenger RNA, 360 nt
Organism: Paramecium primaurelia
Lineage: Eukaryota; Ciliophora; Oligohymenophorea; Peniculida; Parameciidae
Source: the annotation of a GenBank genome assembly